Molecule: messenger RNA, 828 nt
Organism: Aspergillus sclerotioniger CBS 115572
Lineage: Eukaryota; Fungi; Ascomycota; Eurotiomycetes; Eurotiales; Aspergillaceae
Exons: 1
Coding region: 1-828 (275 amino acids)
Source: RefSeq, a predicted model, not a curated record
AUGUCCGAUUCCCAAGAAAUCUUUGAGCGCUGGGAGCGACGCCUAAAAUAUUACCUCGAGGAGAACACCAACCCAGAUAACGGACCAAUCCGUGCUGGGUUUGCGAGUGGGACCAUCCACGUCGAGACCAGCUAUAAUGAAGUGGCUGGCGAAAUACGCCCAGUGCGGCAUGACAGACUCACCUUGUCACGCGUCUGGGACGGAAUUGACCGCCCAAUCUAUAUUCUCAUCACUGGGGCUCCGGAAGACGAUCUUCAGGACCUCAUUUUCACGUACCUUCGUGACAUACAAGAGGGUUUUCUACCCAACAACACCUUCGUGCAGGGCGCCCAGUUGACGGGUAGGAAUGUGAUAUGUUGGAGACAUAGCCUUACAGGCGCUCGUCGCCCUCACGCUUCCAUUAUUCCUGGCCGUGAAGAUGUCGACAGACGUAGGUUCCAUCAAGAUGACGAGGAAAUCCAUGCCAUCUUGAACGACUAUCGAGAGGAACUUGGAUUCGGUCGAGUUGAACCACCUUGCCCUGACCGGAUGCGUCCGGAUGAUGUGUAUGUUGAGGAGAGCCCUUAUCGCGGGCACAUGAGAGACGCACCGUCAACCUCUGAUAGCUCUGGGAGUAUUAUUGUUGGAAUCGAAGACAAUGGCGCCAACGAUGUCGCCAACGAUGUCACCAACGAUGUACAUGCUGCUCCACAGGACACCUCUCUCCCUGACACAACAUCCGAUGAUGAAAACGUCACCCCACAGGACGCUUCUUCCCCUGACUCGGUUUAUCAUGAAGGCUUCCCGAGAACAGGCCCCGGGAAUGGGUUGCUCAAUGGCAACCCCUAA